Diachasmimorpha longicaudata is the source of this 3213-nucleotide messenger RNA. RefSeq names its product zinc finger protein 675-like. Lineage: Eukaryota; Metazoa; Arthropoda; Insecta; Hymenoptera; Braconidae. The transcript has 6 exons. Bases 272 to 2245 code for a protein of 657 amino acids. The record is from RefSeq and is a predicted model, not a curated record.
UAUGCUGUCAUCUCUGGGCUCACUCUUCGGCGCUGAAUUCGAAUUCGGUUGCUGACUUUUUGUUGUCAAUCGAAGCGUUUUGCCUGGUGAAUUGUGAACUUGUGAUGUGUAACAAGAUAGUAUUUUCAGAAAAUCUCUAGCAACAGGUGUGGUAGCUUGGGUUUUAAUCACUGGACUCAAUCUAUCACACCCAAAAAAAAUUUAAUUGUCAAAAUAUGUUGCAUUAGUGCAACCAAAUUGAUCGAAAUUUAGAAUUACGUCAACGUACAAAAUGAUGGAAGUUGGAGCUGACGAGGAGGCUCAGACUGUCCUUCUGGAGGGGAUGGAAGGGACUCAGUACAUCACGAUUCAAAGGAGUGAUGGUCAGACACUGGGUAAGGGUGUUCCUCUACUCACACUCAGUGGAGAGCUGAUCUCUGAUGGAAUGGUCGUCGACAUGAUCAAUGCUGGCGUAGCUAAUGAGUUUAACACUGGAGCACAGUAUUACGAAACUGAUGAUCUUCUUCCUCAUGAGUUGACUGAGGAAGACAAAAAACUAGCUGCAGCUCUAGUAGCUGUCCAGCUUCAGGCGCAGCACAAGCAGCAGCAAAUUCACACUCAGACCCAACACACCGAUGCUCUACUCCCCGAUGUCUCUCAGCUGGCGACUCUCGCACCAGUGAACUCUUAUGCCAUUCAAACAAUUUCCCAAGAGCCACAGCCAGUCUACACCAGCGUUCCCACAUAUAAACGAAUAAAUCACGGUGUGAAACAAGAAUUCGUCAAUGUCAAGAGCGAGUACGACAUUGACGUGUCUGCUGAUAGCAGUGAGGAUGCUGCCCCGGCUUCCGGACAGAAACGUUCCCUACCGCACAAAAAGAGAAUUGCCAGAAAGCUCAAACAACAAACGAAGAAAAAUGCCAAGAAGGACGUUGGCAAGAAUCAGGAGAACAUUAUUGUGGAGGUCAUUGAGGAACCCCAGCCUUACAAGUGUGAGCUGUGUGAGAACAAAUUUGGUGGACAGCUCAAGUUUUUUGAACAUCUUAAGUCCCAUUACGAGCCUGUGAAACAAGAGACUAGAGUAGCCCAAGCAACAAAUACAAACAUAACAAUAGCCUGUUCCGAAUCGAUUCAAAUUGAACACGCUGCCAUCGAGGAAUUCAGUGAACCUGAAGAUCUCAUGGAGGGCAUUAGAGGAGUGGUAGAAGAGACUGGGGCCCACAUUGAUGAAGAGACCGAGUCUUCCACUCUCGUGAACAACAGUUCCAAUCUCUGGGGGAUUUCCGACGUGACUGAAUCGAUUCAGGAGCCAGUUAACAGUGAAGUCAGCGAGCAAGACGUUCAAAAAAAAGUUGAGGAAGAAUUACCGGAGACAGCUAAAAAGAAAAAGGCCCCGAAGGGAAGGAAAUCCCAGAGUCAGGGGAUGGCUUGUCCGCAGUGUGAUAGAACUUUUCACCAUAAGAAUAGUUUAAUCUAUCAUAUGAGAUCUCAUACUGGCGAGAGACCACAUCAGUGUGAAGUUUGUGGAAAGAGCUUCUUCGCUGCUAGUGCAUUAAAGGUCCACAAACGUCUUCACAGCGGAGACAAGCCGUACAAAUGUGAGGAUUGUGGUCGUCACUUCCGCCAAUGGGGUGACCUGAAAUAUCACUCGAUGAGCAUUCACUCAGAGCAACGUCAGUUCCAGUGUGAAUACUGUGGAAAAGACUUUGCCCGAAAAUAUUCACUCAUUGUUCAUCGACGAAUUCACACUGGUGAAAAAAAUUAUCGUUGCGAAUAUUGCAACAAAACGUUCCGUGCAAGUAGUUAUCUGCAAAAUCACCGGAGAAUACAUACAGGGGAGAAACCCCAUCCGUGCACAGUCUGUGGGAAACCAUUCCGGGUGAGAAGUGACAUGAAGAGACACAUGCACACACACGACAGAGGACGAGCGGAGAGACUGGCAGCAAGACUGGUCAGCAAAAACGAUGAUAAAGAAACUAAUGCAGCCUGUGUUGUUAAGACACUGGAUGAUAAUGAUAAAGCUCUGCACUCCUCGACUAUCCAGGAUCUCGUCCAAGAGCUGAAGCUUGAAGUUGAGCAGAAUAACGUGGUUGAGAUUGUGCCACCUGAGGACAAUCCUGAGAGUAUUCUGCCACAUGCUGGGGGUCAAGGUUCUCAAGUUGAACGUUUAUAUCCUGUUACCAGCGGCGCUGACGAAAAUUCUGAUAGAGAUCCUCUCGAAGCUGUCGAUAGAACAUCAGAUACUUUGCAAUAUUUCUUCAUGUAAUAUGAGCAAUAUCCUAGGAUCAGGAGAGCCGAAAAAAUGAAAGGGUACGAAGAUUUAAAAAAAAAUAACAUCGACUGAGCUAAAAAUUUCUGCAUAAAAUUUUGUAUCAUUCGUAAGAAGUAUUAUUAUAACCCGAAAUAAAUGUAAAUACCUUGAACAAGGAGAUUACAACAGACCAAUCACAGAAAAGGAAGUAAGUCGAUAAAACCCAACAAUCUAUUGCAAAAACCACGAAAUGACAUAGAUUUUCCCAUUUUUAUUUUCCUUUAAAAGAAAUAAGAAAAAUCCAUACGGUAAUUCAGUAAAUGAAGAUUUAUAUCGCAAAUUCGAUGUAUGUAAUCUUAAAAAUAUAUUUUUUACAUGAACGCAUUUAUACAAAACGAACAAUUGCCUCAAUCCUCCCAAUCAAACGACGAUAUCCUGUCCAAGGCUAAGACUAGCAGGUGGUGUAAUUGGAUUUUCAUCUUUUCCAAGAAUAAUUUGUUGAAGAGCCUCGAUGUUCCGAGUUUCAAGUGCAGAACUUAGUUUUUCAGCAGCGACUGCAGAAGUCAUUCUCCUGGCGCCUUUAGCUCUCUCCCAAUCGACGUAUAAAUCCGUAAUUACUCCAUGCAGCCUCACCAGGAUCUCCGGAUGUUUAGCCAUCUGUUGUCUAAUUUGGUCUUCCUGCCUCAGAAGUUCCUGAUACUCACUACUCAAAUUUCCUUCAGCCUCACUCUUCAUCUCCCACUCCUGCAGGGCAUCCAGAAUCCUCAGUUUCUGUGUCAACUCAUCAGCAGCUUUGAGCCUGGGUAGAAUGAGCUCCAAGACUCUGGUGACACUGCCCUCAGCAAUAUCACAAAACACAUCCAGCUUGAUCUUCCUCUUGGUGGCCUCCCUCGUCAACAGAUCCCUCAAAAUGAUCACAGAGGAUACAUUCUCUCCAAGAAAACUGGCACUCCCCUUCUUGUACUUACAUUUCAACAGAGUCC